Messenger RNA from Menidia menidia (Atlantic silverside), 4720 nucleotides. The record is from the annotation of a GenBank genome assembly. Lineage: Eukaryota; Metazoa; Chordata; Actinopteri; Atheriniformes; Atherinopsidae.
AUGUCCCAUGAGCCCUCCAACAAGUACGAUACAACUCCCGUGCGCUUCAUCAUGUUGGGGGGGGCGGGGGGUGGGCAGCGUGCGAACGGGAUGGAAACCACAGCCACGCUAGAGGAAGCAGACCUGUGUCAAGGUUACAGGAUUGGUCGACAUGCCGUCAGGGUGUUCCACUGGAUAUGCACCGAAGAAAACCAGGAGUUGGAUUGCCGGCUGCAGAUCCUCACCCAUAUGACAUUGAGGAUACCUUAGCAGGAGUGUGAGCUUGGCCGUCAUUUGCAGGAAAAUGCAGCUUUGGAUGCCGUAUGUUUUGUUAAGUGCAACAUCAGUGUGCACUGUUCAGAUGUCUGGCAAUUAUGGAGAAAUAUGUCAAGGACUGUGUGCCUGUGAGGAGAGGGAAGGUAUACUUACAGUGGGCUGUGAAAACAGAGGAAUUGCAAGUCUGUCAAACAUAAGCCCAGUGCACUUCUCCCAGUAUCACCUGCUCCUUACUGGGAAUCUUUUGAAAAAGCUGUCUGCCGAUGAUUUUGUUGAUUACGAUGGACUUACAAUAUUGCAUCUGGGAAAUAAUGAACUAACUGAUGUUGAAGCUGGAGCUUUUAAUGGACUUCAUGGAUUAAAACGACUGCAUCUCAACAAUAACAAAAUCGAUGCCUUGAAGGAAGAGUUUUUCUUUGGCCUUGAAAGUCUGGAAUAUCUACAAAUUGAUUAUAAUUACAUCACUCAUGUGGAACCAAAUGCCUUCAACAGAAUUCGACAUCUUGAGGUUCUCAUUUUGAAUGACAAUCUGAUAUCCAGUCUGCCUGUAAAUAUUUUCAAGCAUGUCCCAUUGACUCAUUUGGACUUAAGGGGAAAUCAGCUCAAAGUGCUUCCCUACACAGGUCUUUUAGAGCACAUGAACAGUGUAGUUGAGUUGCAGCUUGAAGAGAAUCCGUGGAACUGCUCCUGUGAGUUGAUUGCUCUCAAAACCUGGCUUGAAAGCAUAUCAUACACAGCUUUGGUCGGUGAUGUUGUUUGCGAGUUCCCCUUUCGGCUUCAUGGGAGAGACCUCGAUGAGGUUUCAAAACAAGAGUUGUGCCCAAGGAGAGCUAUCGCUGAAUACGAAAUGCCACCCCUGCCACAUUUGAGCACCGAUGCAUACUAUAGGACCACGCCAGCUCUAAUUGCAGCCUCAUUCACUUCAUCGGGAAUUGGAAGAUCUUCAUCGAGACCCACUAAAGGACCUCGCCAGUCAGCCAAAUUAAAAUCAAGACCCACAUCUCGCGCUGCAUCAAACAAACCACAGAAUUUUGGUCAGAUAGUUUCAUUUCAGACCAAAUCUCCUGUGCCUUUAGAUUGCCCAACUGCCUGCACGUGUAAUCUGCAAAUUUCAGACCUUGGCCUGAAUGUGAACUGUCAGGAGCGAAAGAUAGAACAGAUCUCUGACUUGAAUCCUAAACCUUACAAUCCCAAAAAAAUGUAUCUCACAGGGAAUUACAUUCCUGUGGUACGUAGAACAGAUUUUACUGAGGCAACCGGAUUAGAUCUGCUUCACCUUGGUAACAAUCGAAUAGCUCGUGUCCAGGACAGAGCCUUUGGCGAUUUGACAAAUCUACGAAGACUAUACCUUAAUGGAAAUUUGAUAGACCGUCUUACCGCUGGUAUGUUUUAUGGUUUAGACAGCCUACAGUUCUUAUAUUUAGAAUACAAUGUCAUCAAAGAGGUUACUACUGACACCUUUGAACACGUUCCCAAACUUCAGCUUCUUUUCUUAAAUAAUAACCUCUUGAAAACUUUACCUGAGGGUACAUUCAAUGGUUUAACCUUAGCCAGACUAAACCUUCGUAACAACCAUCUCCGAUAUCUCCCGGUCAGUGGUGUACUGGAUCAGUUGACAGCGCUUGUGCAAGUUGAUUUGUAUGAGAAUCCCUGGGAUUGCUCUUGUAGCAUAUUGGAUUUAAAGAUGUGGUUAGAGCAGCUUAGCACUGGCACAGUUGUAAACAAUGUUAUCUGUGGCUCCCCUAAGAGGCUGGCUGGGGAGGACAUGAGAUACAUUAAGACAACUAAUUUCUGCCCUAAUAACUCUGAUACACUUGCCUCCAUGAUUCCACCCUCUGAAGAAUCUUUUCCUGGAAGCACAAUAACUAUAGAGACGUCCUUAGACUCUGACACUCAGCUCACUACCAUUCCUUUAUCUGUGAUGAUACUUGCCCUUCUCCUCAUGUUCAUUAUAUCUGUGUUUGUGGCUGCUGGACUGUUUGUUGCAACGAAAAAGAGACGACAAAAGAGUCAAAAUGAGCAGAAUAACACAAUGAACGCUUGCAUUAGCUCCCUUAACAUGGAAUAUGGCCUUUACAAAAAGGGAUCCAAUCCCAAAGUGAGAACAUCAGCUGGACAUGUGUAUGAGUAUAUCCCUGCCCCGACAGAAUCCACAUGUCGAACUGCUGCCCACACACCGAUGGACAACAAAUCAGUGGAUGGAUUUAGAGACUUUGAUGAGUUGAGCGGCGCUUUUCUGGGCAACUCGGAUGAAGAGGCAGCCAGUAAUAUGAUAAGCUCGGAAUAUAGCGCUUCUACUCCAGAUCCUCUCAACAAGCCCUCUACCCCUCACCAAGAUGAUCCAUCGUGCUGCUACAGUGAUGCACUAGAGCCUGACAAGAACAGACGGUACAGCAAUACAGUACCUUGCAGGCACGGAGCACAUUCAUCAAAUCGCUAUACCUCAGACUUUGAUGCAAGGCAUCAAUAUACGCACCCAGAAAGAAUACAACAGACAAUACUAUAUUGCGCAGCACCAAGUACUGUUUAUGUGGAGCCUAACAGAAGUGAGUACUGGGAACUAAAAGCAAAACUUCACAUUGACCCAGACUACCUUGAGGUUCUUGAGAAACGAACUACUUUCACCCAGUUUUAAGGGACUAGGCCUCAUGCUGGUCACAUUUUGUUUAUGUAUACAUUUUAAUCAGGAAUUUCAAGAUGUUCAAAAAUGCUACAAUAUAACAAUUUGGUUAACUCAGCUCUAAACAUCGUGAGCCAUUUUAUGCAUUUCUGGGGUAUUGCAUUACAGAAAUGAAUCAUAAAGGUCACAUAUUUUAAAGUACCACUUAAGAUUUGAAUGUGGUUUAACAGUGUGGCUUUAAUGUGGUUUUAAUUAUAAAUAUGAACAAGUAACCACUGAUUCAGGUCUCUAAUGACUCAUCCUAACAUCCAAUUUGUCCUGGAGCUGUGUCAUUGACAGUAAUGUGAGACUGAGCUUUAACGCUCAGAUCAUUAACUUUUAAUGAGCCAUGCUCUUUCCCUAAAAUAAAUCUCUUUGUAAAACUGUUUUUUUUAUUAAAGGUACAUGUAUGGCUUUAAGUUAUUUAACUGAUAUGUUUUAACCAGUUCAAUUUAGUAGAUUUAUCUCUCACAUUAAAGCUGACCUGAAUUUACCUGCAGAGAAGUCACAUCAGCUUAAUAUUAUUUUGGUUAUCCUAUUCCAAUAAAGAUAACAAUGUUGGACGCAUUAAUUGGAAGCAUAUCCUCCCAUCUGGACAACUCUCUGGUAAUAAUAAACAUACAUGCAAUUAUUAUUACCAGAGAGAUCAUUUAAAGGAAUCUCAAAAUUACAGAUUAAUGAAGAUUAAAUGUUGUCUCAUCUUAAAAUUUGGGAGAUAACGAUGAUACCGAACAAUAUCAUAAAAAGAGAUAAUGAAUUGGAUGAGUGCCUAUCCUCCAGAAAAACAGUGUUGAUUUCAUAGUACCUUCCUGUGACUGUGGGACCUGGACAGAUAAUGCUUUUUUCAGUGUUGGAGUGAAAAGAUUUGUAUUGUUUUCAGAUGUGUUGUAAUUGAAGGAAAGUUCCUUGUACCUGUAACUCUAAUGUGUCUAUAACAAAUGUGUACAAAUGCAGUCCCUGUCAUUAUACAUAAACAUGUACUUUUAUCUUUCAUUAUGUUCUUGUACUAACACCAAAGCAGUGUACAAAAGAAAAAAAGGGGAUAUGCAAACUUUAACUCCCUGAGGGAUACAUCAAACACAGCCCUGUGAAUAAUUUCACUUGUACAUCAUACUCUCCAUUCUAUAUUCUGUAUUUGUUAUUACAUGUCAAAUUUAGGUUUGAACACAUCUAAUAAUAUUUACUAUAAAACAAUAUUUUAAGCGGCUCAGUCUUACAUAGAGGCAGGUAUUAAACCUGUCGGUCCGAUACAGAGCUCCAUGUCAGUGUCAUGUUUUGCCUCGCUAAAUGUAUGAAACUGUAUACUUGUCAAAGUGGGUGAUAUAGUACAGUUACACAAAGUAGUAAAAAAAGAGAAAAUACAUCUUCCACUUAAAACCAAGACCCAGCCUUUAAGUUAAAAUUAUAUGGGCUGACACACAUUUUUUUACAUUUAUAGACAAAUAGUGUCGCUUGUACAGAGAGAAAAAAGCCUCUUGCUGGUGAUUUUAACACAAACUAGACAAUGUGAACAAGCACAUUUCUGCCUCGGAUUCCAACACUUCAAGCGUAAAUCUUUCUAUUAACGCUGAACAUCAUAUUCCUAUUCUGAACUUAAUUUGACCAUGUAAUAUUUGGUUUUUAACCAGUUCUUUCUGCGCAUAAAUUAAUUCAGAUCAGAACACUGCCAUGUUUAUUCGUAUCAAGUAGCUGGAGGUGACGCUUCCCAAUGGUAAGACCAAGCUUGAGUCUAAUUUUUAUAGAUACUUAUUACCUUCAACCCUCCUUUAUCUAGCACGUGAAUUGGGAAGAAUGAAAUUGGCAGGU